Messenger RNA from Hevea brasiliensis (rubber tree), 498 nucleotides. RefSeq lists its product as uncharacterized. Bases 13 to 414 code for a protein of 133 amino acids. NCBI's taxonomy places the organism in Eukaryota, Viridiplantae, Streptophyta, Magnoliopsida, Malpighiales, Euphorbiaceae. The record is from RefSeq and is a predicted model, not a curated record. The transcript has a single exon.
UCCCAUACUCACAUGGCUCUCCAUGAUGAAACCCCUAGCCAAAACACCUCCCAAACCCAUCUUUCCACCUCCUUCCCGCGGUGGCCUACUCACCGGAGAAUUUCUCUGCGUAGGCGUAAACUUCCCUCGGUGCGUUUAGGUGGAAAGAAGCCUCGACGAGGGUUCUUUUUGUUGAAAAUGCUGAGAAAGAUGAGACUAAGGUGGCUAAAAUUGCAUUACUCAUGCAUGUUAAGGAAGCUGAAGGAAUAUUAUAGGAAUUUGAUUAAGGAUGUUAUUGAUGCUGGAGCUACUAUAGAAGCUUAUCAACAAAGGCUCGUAAUGGAGGCUAGUUUUGCUGUUCCUGUUAUGGGUUUAUCUUUCUCUAGCUAUCCUUCCAUGGCUGGAUCAGAUCGCCCUCGAUCCAUUUUUAUGUAGAUUUUUUUUGUUGUCUUCUUCUUCGGUUUUAUUAUUUUUUUUCUUUAGCUUUUUUUUUUGUUCUAUCUAAAGUUGUUAAUUACA